AUGAGACGCUGGUUCCGCCAGUUGUUCGCCCUAUGCAGAAAGAACAUCAUCGUAUUAUCAAACCACUAUAUUCUCAAUCUCUUUCGAUGUGUUGUCCUGCCAGUCUUGUUCGCUCUCUUCUUGGCAAAUGCACCCGGCAUAUUCACUCCCAACAACAAGCUCGGCCUCGGCACCGCUGUCCCCGUCUACAAACUCGCAGAAAUAUUCGAUCCAAAAAGCAAGAUUGUCUAUGUCGACGCGACCAACGGAACAGACUCGUUGGCUGUCCUGGCCAUCAUGACCGUCCUCACUCGCAACUUUUCCCAAGCCCAAAAGGACGCCGUCAUCCGUCUCGAGUCCGAAGCUGAGAUCGCCACCGCGUGUCCCCACAGCUUUCAGAUCGUGUCCAACUGCUAUGGAGCCAUCGUAUUCAAGUCUGCAAACCUCAAGAACCCCAUACAGUACACUCUCAGAGCCGAUAUGGGGAGACUCGAUGUCGAUGUUGAGCACCAUACGAGCGACGCCGAGACUAUCACUUUGCCUUUGCAAUGGGCUGUCGAUAGCGCCAUCAUUGAGCUUAUUUCUGGCAUCUCUGUCGAUCCUCCCAAUCAACAGCCGUUUACAAAGAUGACCAACGAGGCGACCAAACAAAAGACUCGAAGGAGCUUUCUGAACAGUAUACGCGAACUCGUCGUUCUCGCCUUUUUUGCAGGCCAAAUGGGUGUUGUCUAUCAUAUGGCCGGUGAAGUCAUGUUCGAACGCGCCGCCACGCUUACAAGCCAUCUCACGGCAAUGGGGUGUAUGGCCUCUGCCCGUAUCCUAUCGUGGCACAUGUGCAUCUCGGGCGCAUACCUUCCAUCGUGGAUCGCAGCCGCCCUUCUCUGGCACUGGUCCAUCUUUACACAUACCCCACUCGGCCUAUUCAUCGGUAUUCAUCUCAUCACCGGUUUCUCCCUCGCCAGUUGGGCUCUCUUGGUCGCACAGCCAUUCUACAAGAGUCCGCAGCUGGCGGCGAUUGCGUGUUCGGUCUUGGCUGUCGUUCUUGGUAUUCUGGCCUUGUUGUUUGGAGGGACGUGGAUUGCGGCUGUGGUCUAUGUUGUUAUUUGUCCGCCUGGAUUCUAUGUGUUUGCUCUGAAGAGUCUUGCCGCAUGGGAACUGGCAGAUCAUCCCGUCGAGUUGUUCAAACCCGACACGGAUGGCUUCAUGUUUGGCCCACCGCUCAUUGCAGCAGGGGUGACAAUUUUCCUAUUCCCCCUCCUCGCCCUCUGGCUCGAAUCCCAUCUCCACAGCGUCCAGCCACCAGACAACACUCGAGCCCGCGCCCAGUUCCGUAAAGCCCAUCGUCCAGGCUCGGUCUGGGCCAACGCAGCCGUCUCGAUCCGAGGCCUGCACAAGACCUACUCCAACGGCGUGUUCAAAAAGCGCACCCACACGGCCAUCGAGCAUCUAGACCUCGACAUCCCGCCCUCGGGCAUCCACGUCUUUUGCGGCCGCAACGGGAGCGGCAAGACCACUCUGCUGAGGAUCAUUGCGGGUUUAGAAAGCGCGAGCGAAGGGGAAGUCGUAUAUGCCGACGGAAUGCCCAGGCCUGCUGCGGGAGACCUCGGGAUCGUGCCCCAGAAGAACGUCCUGUGGAAUGAACUGACGUGUGCGCAGCACUUGACGCUUUGGGGUGCGCUGAAGCGCCCGAGCGGGGCGCCUUCGGAAGAGGUUGGCGAGUUGUUGCAGGAGUGUGGGUUGUUGGCUAAGAAGCAUGCUGCUGCUGGGAGUCUGAGCGGUGGACAGAAGCGGAGGUUGCAGUUGGCGAUUGGGCUGGUCGGGGGCAGUCAGUUGGUUUUGAUCGACGAGGCCACGCGUGGACCCGAUCUCGCGACGCGCGAUAUGGCGGGCUCUGGUUCAAGCCCGGUCCGGCGGACUAUCAUCUACACCACCCACUUUCUGGACGAAGCAGACUUGCUCGCGGAUCACGUAUCCAUCAUGACCGCCCCCGGACGCAUCGUCGCGCGCGGCUCGCCCGUGAUGCUCAAGACCGGCCAUUCGCAGGGGUACGUCGUCACAUGCACAUUCGACAACUCGACCCAGCAGAGUCUCGACGCGCGACGACACCAGCCGGUCUUGAUCGCCGUACGACGACACGCUCCCUCUGCGGUCAUGCUCAACGGCGGACAAGAGGACGACGGGAUCAGUUUGCGCACGCAUAAUCCGCGGGUUGUGAGUCAAGUUCUGAGGCUGCUCGAGCGGGACAAGCGGAGACUUGGACUGAGGAGCUUUGAUAUUCGCGCGACGACGCUCAGCGAUGUGUUUUUGAAGUUGAUGGGCGAGGAUGGCUCGGAUGGGCUCGAAAAGGCGUAUCCUCCUUUACCUCUUACCGGGUACGGGUCUCCUCUCACCGGAGUAGGGUACACGUCCCCCCAGAUUUACUCCCCUACACGAACGGCGGUGGAUCAAGAAUUGGAAGAUUUAUCAUACGCGCCGUCCACGUUCCGAGCGUCCAUGUCCCAGCUUAGCGAACCUUCGGAAUACAGCCAUACGACGCACGCUCCGAGACGGCUGAGGCGGAAAGACACCUCCGAGGCGCGAGACCACAUGUCGAGUCGGAUGAGCCAUUCGUUGCUCGCUAUACCCGAGGCACAGUACCGCUCCUCGCAUUUAGCGAGCCGGGAGUCGCACGCCACGAGCUCGGACUGGUACGCGAUGGACCGGCCGAUCUCGAUGGCCCCGCACGAAGCGCAGCGCUUGUAUUCAUCAAAGCACCGGGACUCGAGCAUUGACCUGACCGAAGGCCGCCCGACGAGUAUCUUCCUCCAGGCUUGGGUGCUGUGGAAAAAGCGGAUGCUGGUCGCGCGCAGAGGAUGGGUCGUGCCGUUUCUUGCGGCCGUGUUGGCGAUAGGAGGAGCGUGCAUCCCACUUUUUUUCAUCCACAACCGACAGAACCGGUGUAUUCGAAAUGAACAUGAAGAUAUGCGAUACAGUCUGUUCUUGCCCAUCUCGCCGUUUGCGUGGAACGAAACCGGGCGGACACAUGAAUGCGUUCGAUACCGCGAUCGAAGCUACGUAUCCGUACAUCGAUACGGCGGAAUCUCGAUCCUUCCGGACAACACGACGACGUUUGCCUGGGAGGCUUCGCCGGGGAACAUUGCGGGGAACGUCAUGCUCAACUUGGCCUCGAACACGAUGUUCAAUAUCGCCUUGAACGAGUCGAGGAGGGCUAUUGGCUACGGGCCAAAGAUUAACGGUGAGAUCCAGCCGAUGCCGUCGAUUACUCCUCGCGGAAUCGGGCCUGCGAUCAAGUGGAUCGCGUUUUUUGGAAGUAGUAUGGCUGCCUGGCCUGCGAUGGCUGCUUUGUAUGUGACCAAGGAACGGGCGUCUCAUGUACAGGCUAUGCAACUCUCGAAUGGAUCACGCCGGCUGGGAUGUGGAUUGGCAUUUGUUGUACGAGAUCCCUAUUAUUCUUGCUAUCUCAGGAGCUAUUACUGGUAUUUUGCGUCUACUGGGCAGUUUUUUAAUUUGGAGCUUUUGUUCCUUGUUAUCGUUCUUUAUGGAAUCGACGCUACCCUUCUUUCUUUUGUAGCCAGUUUGUUUAUUCGUUCUCCAAUUGCUGCAUUCGCUAUUAUUGCUGGCUAUCAAUGUAUCACGUUUCUGGGCUAUUUGGCAGGUGUAUUUUACACUUUGGCUACAAUUUUUUCAUAUACGGCAGGGAAUAUCUUGACUACUAUGCACUAUCUUAUUGCAAUCAUUUCUCCGGUCGCGAGCGUCGUGAGGGCAGGAUUCAUAGGCACAAACAUAUUUUACACUCUUUGCUCGGACCACGGAAAUCUUGAUUCUGGUUCAGACCUCGCCUUUUUGAUUUGGUACGACUCGGGAAUGCCUUGGUACCUCGUGAAUGGUACAAGCCCACAAAGGACUACUCAGAAUUCGGACGGGAUGCCCCGUAUGACGUACAAGGCGGCCCGUGUGGCUCGAUCUUUUGAUAGCCUUCGCAUUAGCCAUGCGUCCAAGACGUACGGAAAGACACAAGCACUCGAGGAUGUUACGUUUGGAUUAUCGUCUGGAAUCUUUGGAUUACUUGGGAGCAAUGGUGGAGGUAAAACUACCCUAUUCAACCUCAUUCAAGGACAUCUUCUCCCAGACCACACCGAUCCAGCUUGUAACGUUUUCAUCGAUGGCAGAUCGAUCAUUACCAGUCGCAACAAGGCGCGAACACGUUUGGGUGUGUGCCCACAGGCGACGGCCCUCGAAUCUGUGUUGACUGUGCGCGAGCAUUUGGAGAUGUAUGCGCGCUGCAAGGGACUCAGUGGUGAGGAUCUGGACCGAAAUGUCGAAUGUAUUAUGGCUGCGACCCAACUCUUGCCCCAUUCGCACAAGUAUGCGAAUAAACUAUCAGGCGGGAAUCAGCGCAAAUUAUCCUUGGCGAUCGCACUUUUGGGAAGUCCAGCUGUCGUGCUCAUCGACGAAUUCUCCACUGGCGUGGAUCCAUCGACUAAACGAGACUUGUGGGAUACUCUUCGACGAGUUUCCAUGGGGAAGGCGGUGCUCCUGACGACUCACGCAAUGGAAGAGGUCACAGCGCUCGCAGAUCGUAUCGGCAUAAUCUCGCAGCGUCUUCUAGCUAUUGGAACCAUCGAAGAUCUCGUCAGCCGAUACCCCCUAUACGAGGUUCACUUUUCUAGCUCAACUCCAGGAGAAGAAGCCAGAAUGCGCGAGGUCAUGCGAGACUUCCCAUCGAACUGGCGAGCAUCGGAUGAUCUCACCGCCCGUUACGAGGUGGAACUCGAACCGGCCAGUCGCUUGCGGAUAUUUUCGAGAUUCUUCACGAAAACUUGGGUUGUAGUCACUUUCGGACUUUGUGAUCUCUGGUCCUCUAUCCUCGACUCCAUCUCAUCAUCUAGAGCUAUCCCUUCAAAGAAUGUUAUCGUCCUGGGAGAACCUCAGUCGGGCAAAUCGACGUUAGCCCAGCAUCUACUGCAAAAGAAGGAUAAUAGCGACGCGAAUGGUAAAGACGCGGAUUUCGCGCUAGGGUAUGACUGGGCGGACGUACGGGACGAAGGGGAUGAGGAUACACUUGCGCGGCUGUCGGUCUAUACCGUACCCUCUUCGGCCCCAGCGCAUCUUUCAUUGCUUCCACACUUCCUUCCUCCUAAAAUGAGUAUUACAAACACACUUGUCAUGAUUGUCUUGGACUGGACUAAACCCUGGAGUUUUAUGGACCAACUUGAGACUUGGAUGGAGUGGGUGAAUACCUGGGUUAAAGGAGAUGGGGCUCGUGAACUAGAAGUCGCACGCGAGGAAGGCAGGGAGCGACUCCAGGCUCAUCUGCAACAUUACACAGAGCCGGCAAACCCGGGGGAUGAUGCCUCUGUUCCCAUAGACGGAACCGAGGACAGUGUAGGUCUUGGGAUGGUGAAAGGGAAAGGGGGCGAGUGGGAGGAGCGCACAGAUGGCAUUAUGCAGGUGUUGAGAACUAUUUGCCUAAAGUACGGGGCUGCAUUAUUUUACACCACCACACAACCAGCAGUUCUUUCGGUGCUACGCUCAUACGUUUUACAUUUCCUCUUCAUGGCUCCGUUUGUUCAACCUGGAGAAACUGCCAUACCUCACAAGAACCCUUUCCCAUUUAAUAGUCGUCCUAACACUCUUGACCGAGACCGAAUUGUCGUCCCCGCUGGAUGGGAUUCCUGGGGGAAGAUUGGCGUCCUGCGUGAUGGGUUCGACGCACAGCGCUGGGGCGAAGCAUGGGACAAAGAUUGGAGGAAGGUGUAG
This is a messenger RNA of Rhizoctonia solani, 5739 nucleotides long. Its product is annotated as ABC transporter. The coding region runs from base 1 to 5739 and encodes 1912 amino acids. Gene Ontology annotation, cellular component: intracellular membrane-bounded organelle; membrane. Gene Ontology annotation, molecular function: lipid carrier activity; ABC-type transporter activity; ATP binding. Gene Ontology annotation, biological process: transmembrane transport; lipid transport. The record is from RefSeq and is a predicted model, not a curated record. NCBI's taxonomy places the organism in Eukaryota, Fungi, Basidiomycota, Agaricomycetes, Cantharellales, Ceratobasidiaceae. The transcript is spliced from 29 exons.